AGACUGGAAACUGAGGAAGUUCUAGAAGUAAAAGAAAAAAUGAGAUGUGUUCAAAUGAUGAGAGCAGUCAAUUCAGCAGCCUAAAACAGGACCAGAACAUUCAAUGGAAUCUGAUCAUUAGGGGCCAAAAACCUGUUUGUUUAACAUGUGAGGAGACUCAUAGCCUAAAAGUGAAAAAUCAAGUUGAACUAACAUUAUUGAUGUUGAGUAACAGAUAAAUCUUCAGGGAACAGAAGAGGAGCACAUAUCUGUGAAGAAAGAAGAGGCACAGUCAUUUUUCAACCAGGUAACAUCUAGCAAGGCUGGGAUUGGCCAUUCAGAAUGGGGGUCCACCAUGAGCAACCAACCUGGGGUACCAGUGCAUCAGCUGAAUGACAGCCCUAAACAAGGCUACCAUAAAGGGAGUACCAUUUUCUUUCACUCUUUUUGGGGAAGGGCAUUGCUGUGGUUUGGUUGUGUCCCCAGCCAAGUCGCUCAUCUUGAAUUGUAGCUCCCAUAAUCACCACGUGUUGUGGGAGGGACCUAGUGGGAGGUAAUUGAAUCAUGGAGGUAGGUUUUCCCUUCCUGUUUUUCCAUGCUCUCUGCUACCAUCUAAGAUGUGCCUUUGUUCCUCCUUCACCUUCCACCAUGAUUGUGAGGUCUAUCCAGUCAUGUGGAGCUGUGAGUCCAUCAAACCUCUUUUUCUUUAUGAAUUACCCAGUCUCAGGUGUUUCUUCAGAGCAGUAUGAAAAUGGACUAAUACAGGCAUCAAAUGGAAGUCUCUUCAUGUAUAUCUCAACUCCUGCCACGUGACCAUCAUCUAUCUGUGAGAGGCAACACUUUUGCUUUCUUUAUUUUUUUAAUCCUCAUUCCCUAUUUCCAGUUGCCUUCCCUUCUGAGCAAGCUCUCUAAUGCAUUUGACAUGUAACCUUAAAUUUGAAUCCAUUCUUAUAAAGCAUGCAGUAUUUUUUUUCCUGUGGCUGUAUUUUAACUUAGAUAUAAGAAAUUGUGAUAGACCUUUUUCAUAUAUUUGUUUUGCUCCUUCCUGGGUAUAUAUACACAGCCCACUUUUUCAUUGCUUAUUCCAUUGUGUACAUAUCCCACAGUGUAUCAUUCAGAACUCAGGCUGCAUGUGCUAUUUUGCCUUCCCUUCUCAAUGUCGCAAACAAUGCUGUGAUAAAUAUUGUCCAUCAUGUUCUCUGGUGGAAUCAGGUGAGACUUCCUUUAGGACUUAUACCCAGGUGGCAUCAGCUGGGUUUUAGGAUCUCAGAUGUCUAAAUAAUGCUUCCAGCUGUGUUGCCCAAAACAUGAAUCUAGAUACUAGAGAUUUUAUGUUUUCUGUGAGUCUAUGUGAAGUACACAGCACCGUGUAUAGAAUGGUAUUGCCAAUUUAAAAAAAAAGGAAGGCAAGAAUAAAUGUAGCUGAGUGAUGCUAAAUGGGGUGUACAUGUAUGAUUAUCUCCCUCUCUUGUUUUUUUUUUUUUUUUUUUUGAGAUGGAGUUUUGCUCUUGUUGCCCCGGCUGGAGUGCAGUGACAUAAUCUCAGCUCACUGUAGCCUCCGCCCCCUAGAUUCAAGCGAUUCUCCUGCCUCAGCCUCCCGAGUAGCUGGGAUUACAGGCAGCCACCACCAUACCUGGCUAAUUUUUUGUAUUUUUAGUAAAGACGGGGUUUCAUCAUGUUGGCCAGGCUGGUAGUGAUCCACUCGCCUUGGCCUUCCAGAGUGCAGGGAUUACAGGUAUGAGCCACCAUGCCUGGCCGAUUAUCUCUUUUUUGUGAGAUGCUUUUGUGUAUGUUUGGGAAUUUGUAUAAUGAAAAUGAUACCUAAAAACAAACGCUUGUGGGCUGAAGCCACUGCUAUUUGGUGUUCAGUGGUAUGUGGCUGAACCCAGUCCUCUCUCGAUUUAUUGAACUUAUACAACUGCAGCAGAUUGGGACAGGUUCUCUUACAGUACGGAAAUAUUGAGCUUUACUUAAAGAACUUUGGUAAUGGGAUAAAAGUGAACUAAACAAAAAUACAUCUCCCUCAAUCAGAUGCUAAGACUAGCAUUUAGUUAUAACUUUUAACUCUUUUAGCUUAACAUUCUUAGCCUCAAAUUUGUCAUAAAUUUCUUAACCACAGUUUUCAAGUGGGUGGCAAAUUCUGUGUCAUAAGUUAACAUGUAAAAGACAUAUACUUUUUCAAAAUUUUGAACAUAUUUCAUUGUUUUCUUACCUUCUUAGUGUUGCUAUGGAAAUGCCUGAUAGCAAUCUGUUGGUUAUUCAUCUUUACUGACCUCUUUUAUCUCUGGAACAUGCUAAUAAUUUUCUCUUUGAGUUCUUAUUAUAAUGUGUUUAGUAUGGGAUAUUCAGUUAUUCAUUAUAUUAUCCAAAUGUGUACUCUCUGAACACAUUUGAUCUGAUGUUGUAGAUAUUUGUUUAAUUCUGAAAAAUUCUUGGUACUGCUUUUUCAAAUAUUAAUAGUUCCUCUGCUCCAUUUACUCUUUUUUUUCUUCUUCUGGGAACAGAAUAACAAAAAAUAUGUGGGAACUAAAAACAACAAUAACUAAAAUUAAAAGCUCACUACAUGGAAUCCAUAGGAGAGUGGAGAUGAGAGAGGAUGUAAUUAGUUAACUGGAAGGCAGACUGAGAAAACAGACUGAAAAUAAAUGCAUAUAAUCUCAGCUGUCUAUGGACAUUAAUGUAAGCGCUAGCCUUUGCAUCAUCAGAGUCCCAGAAGGAAAGGAGACAAAAAUGUGGGUCUGAAAAUAUAUUCAAAGAAAUGUCCAAACUAAUCAAAUUUGGCCAAAGAUCUAAAGCUACAAAUUCAAGAAUCUGAUUCGAUCCCAGAUAUAAUAAGCCCAAAGAAAUACACACCAAGACACAGCAUAAAUAAACUUCUGAGAAGUGAAGACAAAGAAAAUACCUUAAAAACAGACAGAGAGAAAUAAUCAUUUAUAAAGGAAUACCAUUUCUAAUUGUAGUGAAUUUCUCAUCUGAAACAAUGGAAGCCAGAAAAAUGUGACACAUUGUUGUGCAAAUGCUGUAAAAGACAAACAGCCCGACUGAAGAAACAUUUCUCCAAGGACAUACAAAUGAGCACAUUGUACAUGUUCAAGGUGAGGAUGCUCAAUAUCAUUAGUCGUUAGGUAACUACAAUUCAAAACUUGGGUACAUCUGCUGGAUGGCUAUAAACAGAAAGCCAAUAUAAGUGUUGGAGAGAUUGUAGAGAAAGGAGAACACUCCUACAUUGCUGGAGAGGGUGUCAAAGUUGUAGCCACUUUGUAAAACUAUUGGGUAGUUCUUUUUUCUUUGAGACGGAAUUUCUCUCUUGUUACCCAGGCUGGAGUGCAAUGGCACGAUCUCGGCUCACCGCAAUCUCCGCUUCCUGGGUUCAGGCAAUUCUCCUGCCUCAGCCUCCCGAGUAGCUGGGAUUACAGGCACGCGCCACCAUACCCAGCUAAUUUUUUGUAUUUUUUUUUUUUAGUAGAGACGGGAUUUCACCACGUUGACCAGGAUGGUCUUGAUCUCUUGACCUCAUGAUCCACCCGCCUCGGCCUCCCAAAGUGCUGGGAUUACAGGCUUGAGCCACCGUGCCCGGCCGGGUAGUUCUUAAAAAUGUUAAAAAACAGAGUUGCCAUAUGACCCAGUAGUUCUACUAUUGGUUAUGUAUUCAAGAGAAAUGAAAACGCAUGUCCACAUGAAAACUUGUACAUGAAUAGUCACAGUAACACUGUUUCUAAUAGCUAAACAGUGGAAACAAAAUAGCUGUCACCUGACAAAUAUUACCAUAUGCAAGAAACAUAUAUAUCCCUUCAGUGGAAUAUUAUUCAGCCUUUAAAAGGAGUGAGGUACUAAUACAAUCUAUAGCACAAGUAUACCUACAACAUGGACAUGCCUGGAAAACAUUAUGCUAAGUGAAAGAAUAAUUAUUCAAUUACAUUUUCAUGACAUCUCCAGAACUGAUAUAUCUAUCAAGACAAAACAUUGGUGGUUGCCUGGGACUGUAGGAAUGAGGACUGUGGUAAGCUGAUAAAUAAAUGGCUUCUUAAAAAAUAUCUGUGUCCAUAAACUGUGAACUGUCGACCAAAAAAACAAAAAAUCUGUGUCCUAGUCCCUGGAACCUGUGAUUAUUACCGCAUAUGGCAAAAAAAAAAAAAAAAAAAAAAAAAAGGAUCUUUGCUGACGUGAGUAAGUUAAACAUCUUGAGAUGGGGAGAUUACGCAGAUGAGCACGGAAUGCAAUCACGUGUAUCCUUAUGUAACAGGCAGAGGGGGAUUUGAACACAAACAGGAGAAAGUGAUGUGAGGUUGGAGCAGAGCAAGAUUGAAGAUGCUGGCCUUGAAGACUGGAGUAAAACAGUGAAACCAAAAGAUGCUGGCAGCUACCUGAAGCUGGAAAGGCAAGGAACGAAUUCUUCCCUAGGGUCUCCGGAGAGACUGCAGCCCUGUUGACAUCUUCAUGGCAAUACGGCGAGACUGACUUCAGACUUCUGCCUUCAGAACGGUGAGAUAAUCACGUACCAUUGCUUUAAGCCACCAAGUCUGCAGUAAUAGGAAACUGAUACAGGGAGUGCCUGCCAAUGGGCAUGGGGUUUCUUUGGGGGGACAUGAAGAUGCUGUAAAAUUGGAUUGUGGUGUUAGUUGUACAACUCAGUGAAUAUAUUGAAAACCACUGAAUUGUAUGCUCUAGAUGGGUCACAUUUAUUUUAUUUAUUUAUUUAUUCUUGACACAUAGUUUUGCUCUUGUCACCCAGGCUGGAGUGCAGUGGUACGGUCUCAGCUCACCACAACCUCCACCUCUGGCAUUCAAGCGAUUCUCCUGCCUCAGCCUCCUGAUUAGCUGGGAUUACAGGAGCCUGAAAUGAUGUAUUUCUGUAUUUUUGUAUUAUUAUAUUUUUAGUAGAGACAGGGUUUCUCUAUGUUGGUCAGGCUGGUCUCAAACUCCUAACGUUGUGAUCUUCCCAUCUUGGCCUUCCAAAAUGCUGGAAUUACAGGCGUGAGCCACUGCACCCAGCAGGGUCAGUAUUAUAUUAUGUGAAUUAUAUCUCACAGAACUGUUGAAAAAAUCAUCAUGACCUUGAGUUAAGCAAAGAUUUAUCAGAUAUGACAUAAAAAUAUGAUCCACAAAAAUUAUAUGUUAGACUUAAUCAAAAGAAGUCAACAGAAAGUUCUUCAUACUGUCCUAUUUCCAUUCUGAAAAGAGAGAAACGAUAGGAAAAAAACCCCAGCAGAUCAGUGUUUGUCCGGGACUGAAGGGAUGACUGACAAGGGGCAGGGGAAAGUUUUGGAGAUGAUGGCACUCUUCUCUGUCUCCAUUAUGGCAUUGGAUGCAAGUCUCUAGAACUUGCAGAACUGUUCAUUAAAAAGGGUAAAUAGUACUCUAUGUAGAUCAGACCUUAAUUUUCUCAAGGGAAAAAUAAAUAUAAAGGCAAAACACACUGCUGUGUUAAAUCAAAUGAUGGAUGUAUAAGUCUAAUACAUACAUAUUUUUAACAAUUUUGAUGAAUGCUUCCAAAUUUCUCUCAAGAAAGAUUGCAUCCAGUGGAUACUUCCCUGAUUGGUGAAUGAGUGUUUGAUUCCUUCCACCCUCAUCAGCACAGUGAUCCCAAGGGUCACACUUUUGAUGAUCACUGGCUCAGCACUGGGCACACUGCAGGGGUUUCAUAGAAGCACAGAUUCCAGGCACUUGAAGUCCCACAAGAGAAAAAUCCCCACUCCUGAAGCAACUUACUGUUCUGUUGGGGGAAGGAAUGAAGGAGCAUACUGUGUACGUUAGGGAGGGAGAUGGCCUCUGAACUUAGGGAGCUCAGGAUGUUCUGAGUACUGGGUGGGAAACAUUGAAAAAGGAAGGGUGAAAAAGGAAAACAAAACACAUCUGUAAGUGGAGACGUCUCAAGUGACAACUGUAUCUCAUUCCCGUGCCCCCAGUGCCUACCUAGUCCCAUGCAUAGCAAUGAGAUAGUGGGAAGGAACAAAUGAAUGAAUGAGUGGAGAGACUAUAAAAGUUUAGGGUUAGUUAAGAUAAAAUCCUUAACUUGGGGUUUGGGGGUUCCAGAUCAGUUUAAGAUUGUGGCCAUGCGACUGUAUCUCAUUCCCAUGUCCCCAGUGCCUACCAAGCCCCAUGCAUAGCAAUUAGGUUGUGGGAAGGAACAAAUGAAUGAAUGAGUUGAGAGACUAUAAAAGUUUAGGGUUAGUCUAGAUAAAAUUCUUUGCUUGGGGUUUGGGGGUUCAAGGUCAGUUUAAGAUUGUGACCAUGCAAACUUGAGGACUUUUUGCUUUGAGUCCUGUUAAAAUUAAUGAAAAUGGAGACCAGGCCUGAAGAGUCCCUGAGCAGACAAAAUCAGUCAGGCCUCAUAAGUGAUCUCAACCUUGCUUGAUUUGCAAACAUCAGUGAAACUUAACUUGCGCUAUUUCUUAUAAAUGUGUGUAUUAAGGAAGAACAGAACUUAAGCUCAACCAGUCAGAAGAAGCCAAUGAACUUAUAUAAAUAAGUAGUGUCUUUCCAACAGGCUAGGGCAACUAGGGGAACUGUAGAACUGUAACCAAUUAAAUAUUUUCUUCGCUUUACUCGUCCUGUGGGAGCCUUGCCCUUGCGUCCCGCCAGUGGAGUUCCUCCACCUGUUCUGUUUGGAGCUGCCUGAUUCAUGAAUUGUUGUUUGCUCAAAUAAUCCGUUUAAAUUUUUAUUGUGCCUCAGUUUACUUUUUGACAGUCCCAUCUAAGGAGUAGAAACGUAGCACUGGUGAGUAGGGGGAGCAUACAUAACCAUGGGGGUCCAACUGGACCCCCACACACUGAAGGAGCAGAUGACACAGCUACUGGACAUCAGAAAUCGAUGCUUCUGACUCUAGGCCUUGGGGUAAGUGAAGGGUGAGGUCUUGGGCCAAGUGCUGGGUCAUUUCCACUGGAGCUGUUGGCUGCACAGGCGAGAUAGGGUUGAGCAGGAGGAAGUGGAGGGUGCUUGCCUGUGUGCUGAUGGAGGCUGGAGGCACAGGAGGAAAGGGCUCUGGAGGUGAGGUGGAUGAGGGGAAGCCCUGUGGUGGCUUUAGGAAGCCUGUGGGAGGGACUAGGAGUGUAGAGGGAGCUGAUGGUGAGUAGAGACGACAGGAGGAGAGGCAGAGAGAGGAAUAGAGACAGGAGAUGCAGGGGUAGGGCAGAGGAGGGGCCGUUGGGGUGUAUGUGAGACUCUGUGCAUGGGCAUGUGUGUGUGUGUUUGUGUGAAAGUGAAUAAAAGAGAAAGUGAGAUUGAGUGUGAGUGCAUGUGCACACACACUCAUGUGUGAGAGUACAGAAACCCCUCCCUCUACCCAAACGUUAUGCCCUGAGUCCUACAAUUUGGAUUUUUUUUUCCCCUUGACAAAAGUAAGAUUUCAAGUGAGCCUGUAAGAGGUCAUUCGCAACAGUAAACACAAAGUGACUGUUCUGAGCAGACAGGAACCUGGGAGAGAGAGAGAGAGGAAGGAACAGGAAGAAUGCAACUGCAAUGAAUGAAUGAAUGAGAGUUGACACGAACUUCCCUGUGAAUGUGUGUAUGUAAGAAACUAGGGUCUGAGAUGCUCCAUCUCAGCCUGAGAGCCUGUACUCCUGGGUCUCUGAGCCCAGAAGAUUCCAGGAAAGUCUGUACCUGAGGUUCCGGAAGCCUCACCUCAACGCCAUAGCUGGAUCCUAGGGACCAGUUCCUGGGGGAGGUUGGGAAGGGCUGGGAGCCCUCUGACUGUUAGCCCAACCUGGGCUUGGCCUGCAUACUGGGUGGAGCAGCCACACCUGCCUGAAGUUCCGAGGAAAAGGGCGGAAACAGCUGCCAGCACCGCCCUUGCCCUUGCGAUAGGCUCUAUGGGCUCCUGCGGUCAGCUGGGGACAGUGGGUCCCACACUGCCUCACUUCCCUAAAUGGGUAUCUUCACUUUUAGAACCCCACGUCCUUCCCUGGCAGGCCCAGGUGGCACGUCCUGUGUCGGCUGGGCCCUCACCUUGGAUCCCCGGGGUGCCGUGGCCCCUUGCUGGGCCUGUGACUGCCCAGCUGGAUGGAGCCAUGGUCCCUUCGCUCCUGCUGCUGCUGCUGCUGCUGCCGUGGCCACAGGGCUGCAUCUCAGGCCCCCCCGCCGAGAGCGCAUACACAAAAGUGAGGCACUUUGAAGGGGAGACUCUGUCUGUGUUGUGCUCCUACAAGGGCUACAGAAAUCGUGUGGACGGCAAGGUUUGGUGCAAAAUCAGGAGGAGGAAGUGUGAGCCUGGCUUCACCCGAGUCUGGGCGAAGGGACCCCGCUACUUGCUGCAGGACGAUGCCCAGGCCAAGGUGGUCAACAUCACCAUGACGGCCCUCACUCUCCAGGACUCGGGCCGAUACUGGUGCAUGCGCAACAGCUCCGGGACCCUGUACCCCAUGUUGGGCAUCUGGCUGGACGUGUCUCCAGCUCCCAAAACUGAGAGGAACACUCCUUUCACACAUCUGGCCAACAUCCUCAAGAGUGAAACUGUUACAACUGGCCAAGCCCCUACCUCUGGCCCUGAUGCCCCUUUCACCUCUGGCAUGAUGGUGUUCACCCCUAGACUCUUUACCUUGGCUACCCUCUUGGCCUCCACCGGACCUGCCUCCAAGAGAGGCUACAGCUUCACUGCUACCAGCACCACCAGAAAGGGAUCCAGGAGGACCACGGAGUCCCAGACAGUGACUGCGUCUCCCAGCAAUGCCUCUGCUGUCCAAGAAUCCAUCUCCACUAAGUCUGGUCACCCCAGCACCAGAUCGCCCACCACAGGGCUCUGCCUCACCAGCAGAUCUCUCCUCAACAGACUACCCUCCAUCAGGCACCAGGAUGAUUACUCCACUGUGCUUGUGGUGGUGCUGACCUUCCUCCCGUUGCUGAUGCUGAUCGUGGUCUAUGGGUUUUGGAAGAAGAGACACAUGGGAAGCUACAGCAUGUGCAGCGAUCCUUCUAGACGUGACCCACCUAGAAGGCCAGAGCCACUGUGGAAGCCUGCUUGAUCUGAGGCCACUUACACAUGGGUUGGGGAGCGUCUCCCAGAGUGGCCCCAGGGUGCUAGAGGAGGGGUGAAGAUUGGGGCCAGUCUGGAUCAGAUGAAACUGGAGGACUUGUGCAGUGCUGGACUCACCCAGGCCUUCCUAUAACCAGAGGCUGCCCUCCUGAGCAGCCCCACAGCCCGGUGUUUUCCUGGGCUGCAGGAAUCUGGGGAGGGACCCAGAGCAAAGGGCAUCAGGCAGGAAGUCCCAAGAAAAUGUGUCCAGUGGUUUCUGCUCAAAGCCGCAGACUCUGGCACUCUCGGUGGAGGGCAGGGGAACCCUGAGAGGGCUAUUUACAGAGAACCUCAGCUCCCGUCUGCCUCAGAAACCCUUACUAUCAGGCUGAGCUGCUCCUCCCACCAGCGCCACUGUGUCGUCUGCUUCCUUCUGCUCUGCUCCAGCUUCCCCUAAGCUUAGGGAAGAGAGUUGGGCUCACGAGUCUCAGAGGCGGCGAUGUCCCAUCCUGGAGGAGAGGAGACAGUGACUAAGAGCUGGGGACCCACAGAAGGAUUGGCACCUUCCCCCGUCAGGCCACGUGUCCUCUGCUGGACCUCUGCUGGCCCUGCCCUGACUGGGGCUGCUCCUCCCUCCUGUCCCGGGACCCUGCAGAGCCCAUGCUCUCACUGCUGCCACCUACUGGCCGCUACCCCCUAAGAAACACACAGCUAAGAGCCUCUAGGCUGCAGGGUCAGUUUCUCCCCAGACUGAAGUUGAGAGGCUGGACUUGGGGCUCUUUCCCCCAGCUUCUACAUCUGGGCUCCAGGUCUGAGUUCUCAUGGGGGACUCCCCCAGAGAGGGGAGUCUACUGACCAGCAGUGACUGGAAUAGCACCUAGGGAUAAAUGUGACAACUGUGCAUUCAACCCUGGGUCAGGGACGUUCCAAUGGCCAGGAAAGUGACACAGCCAGGACCCUGGUGAUCAGCCAGAGGGGCUCACUUCAGGAUGGAUGUGGGGAGAGCGGAAGGGGCAGGGAGUAAUCCUGGGGAACAGCCGGAAGGAGGAACUUCUUCCCUAUGUCCAGGAGGGGGCAAUAGAGGGAAUACUGAGGCUGAAGAACUGACAGCUCCGGUUCCAUCCAGGACACACACACACACACACACACACACACACACACACACACACACAUCUCUGUCUGGCAAGCAACCUGCUAAGAUAGCUGUUCUCCCUAUCAUGAGGGUGUGGCCACCACCCUGAUGUGUACUAGGAGGGAGCUUAACACACCUGGUUGAAAAUAGCUCCCCAAGAGCUCACACUAGCAGCACUGAUGGUCCUGCUUCCUCUGAGAGUGAGAUGCCUGCGGGGAGGAGCACUAGGGAAGAAGUCAGGGACAGGGACCUGAGAUGCCACUCUGUCACUGUGUGACCCUCAGCAAGUCACUAACCCUUGGCCCCAUUUUUCCUUGUGAAAGAGAAUAGUAAUUUCUACUUCUCAAGAUUGUUUUCAAUAUAAAAGAACAUAAGCAGUACAACGAUG
Messenger RNA from Callithrix jacchus (white-tufted-ear marmoset), 10447 nucleotides. RefSeq names its product triggering receptor expressed on myeloid cells like 2 (gene TREML2). NCBI's taxonomy places the organism in Eukaryota, Metazoa, Chordata, Mammalia, Primates, Cebidae. The record is from RefSeq and is a predicted model, not a curated record. Gene Ontology annotation, biological process: T cell activation. Gene Ontology annotation, cellular component: cell surface. Gene Ontology annotation, molecular function: signaling receptor activity.